Thlaspi arvense is the source of this 2151-nucleotide messenger RNA. The record is from the annotation of a GenBank genome assembly. NCBI's taxonomy places the organism in Eukaryota, Viridiplantae, Streptophyta, Magnoliopsida, Brassicales, Brassicaceae.
AUUUAUUCGAAUCUCAGUCAUAAUCUUAAAUGCUGGGAACCUCGGAGGUUGAGGAAGUCCGGCCAUGGCGACGAUCUCUCAUAUACCUUUCUCACUCUCCUUCCCGUCUUCCCAUGAUCGGAAACCGUUGUUCUACUAUCAUCGUCAUCAGCAACCGCAACUUUUUGUUUCCUACUUGAAUUCAACGAAGAAGAACGAUUUCGUCUGUUUCGCUUGUUCCAUCAAACAAACCAGAGUUCGUAAGAGAGUGAAGAGCAACGAGGAGCUUAGGAGUGAGAUUAUGGAGUUCGUUGCUUUGGCUGGUCUUCCUCGAGGUCACGUGCCGUCCAUGAAGGAGCUCUCGGGUCAUGGAAGAGUUGAUCUUGCGAACGUUGUCAGACGAAGAGGAUAUAAGUUCAUCAAGGAACUUCUUGCAAACUCUGAUAUUGAAGACUGUAAAGAGCUAAUAGUCUCUGAGCAAAACACGAUCAUGGAAACAAGUGCAAGUGGCGUUUGUUUCCAAGAUUCGUUAACAGGUCAGGGAGAAGAAGCACUGGAUCUGGUUGACGGGAAUUUGUCUUCAAGCAGUGGAGUAUACUCUACUGCAGCAGAUGGCAGUAUGUCUCUUGAUCAGAAAAUAGUUAAUUUUCAAGAAGAAGAAUAUGGAAGUGUGAGUAAAGAUGAAUCUUCGUUGGCUGGAGAAACCUCAGAAAACAGUUUGAAGAUUGAGAGCGUGGAGCUCAAUAACAGAGCUGACAUUGGAAACUCAUCUCCCCAAGCUUCCAUUUCUGCAAACCAUUCUCUACUUUUUGAUGAUACUUCAAGCUCUUCUGAGAGAGAAGCUGACAAUGUUUCGGUGACAAAGGAUGAGGAUGUCGAUGAUGUGGAAGAAUCUUUAUCUCUCACCUAUGAUCAUUACACCAGUCCAGAUCUCAAUUAUACCAACUAUGUUGACAUUGCUACUAAAUCCUUGUCUGGUUUCACCCCAGAGAACACCAUGUCAAAUGCAGAGAAUUUUCAUGGUAUGGCUGAAAAUUGUUCUGGUAGUGCUGAUGAUAGUUUAGUUGAGUCUGAAGAUAAGGAUGGGAUGUUGAGACUUUCUUCUUCCACUUCAAGCAUUGAAGAAAAAACAACCAGAUUUAUCCAAAAUGGAUGCUUGGAUACAGUUGAUGAUGAUGAAAAUGACACACCUACUGAGAGCUGUCCUGAAGAAAGUAAAGAAAGUGCAAAAACAACCCAAGGUCGUGAGUACAUAGGAGACAGUCAUGGUGGUCAGAGAAGCGUGAGUGCGGCACCAAAUGGAAGUGCUGUGGCAUUGGAGGAGGUUACCUAUGCUACAGAAGUUAAUAGCUCUAACAGUGAACAGAGAGGUGGGAAUGCUGAACAGGACAAGGAUUCACAUGAUGAGACCACGGCGCGGGAAAAUCAGGUUGAAAUUACUCGGCUGAGAUUCAUGCUGCGUCAGAAAGAGCUGGAGCUGACAAGGUUGAAGGAGCAGAUUGAAAAGGAAAAACUGUCUCUUUCGGUUCUUCAAAGACAGGCUGAGACAGAGAUCCAAAAGGCCCAAAUGCUUGUCUCCGAGAAGGAUGUUGAAUUGCAAGAAGCGGAGGAAAGUCUCUCCGGGUUGCAAGAGGUUGAGAUUGAAUAUUGCGGAGAUGGCAAUGUUGUGGAAGUGACAGGGAGCUUCAAUGGCUGGGAACACCGAGUGGGACUGGAACUUAAAGCAUCCAAGUCAAUCGGUAAACAGAAAUGCUGGUCAACAUUAUUGUGGUUAUAUCCCGGUACGUACGAGAUUAAGUUCAUCGUGGACGGCCAAUGGACAACGGACCCUCAAAGACAUUCGGUUACAAGAGGACACAUCAGAAACAACAUUCUCAAAGUUGACAGAUGAGGGAUCUCUUGGGUCUUGCUCUUUACCGUCAUAGAGUUGAAUCCAAUCGAGAACAUGUAUGCAUUUGAAAGCGUUAUUUGAAAGUGUUACUAAAAUCUCUGGUGUCUCAAGGCUUAGGGGUAGACUCUGUAAUUUACAAAAUUACGAAAUUGAUAAAGCAAUAUAAUUGUGCCUUGUAAAAAUCAGAACACAGAGAAAAAGAAUUAGGGUCAAAUUUCUGAAUCAAUACUCUCAGAAUGCAACAUAUUUAAUCAUGCUUAAACAGUUCAUGACAAAGUGUA